This is a messenger RNA of Colias croceus (clouded yellow), 565 nucleotides long. It is a transcript of the gene CPR3, whose product is annotated as cuticle protein CP14.6-like. The coding region runs from base 54 to 467 and encodes 137 amino acids. The record is from RefSeq and is a predicted model, not a curated record. Lineage: Eukaryota; Metazoa; Arthropoda; Insecta; Lepidoptera; Pieridae. The transcript has 4 exons. Gene Ontology annotation, molecular function: structural constituent of chitin-based larval cuticle. Gene Ontology annotation, cellular component: chitin-based extracellular matrix.
CUCGUGUAUUUUAUAAUCAUCAGUUAGACAUCGUCUCUUAACUUUGUUACAUCAUGAAAUCCUUCGUAGCCAUCCUCGCCCUCGUGGCCGUCGCCGCCGCCGAUGUGUCCCACCUCUCCUCCGUGCGCACCGCUGACACCCAAGCCGUGAUCGUCGGACAGGAAGCUGAUGUCUUCCCCGACCAGUACAGAUACGGUUACGAGACCAGCAACGGCAUCAAGGGCGAAGAAAGCGGUGUCCUCAAGAACGCUGGCCGCGAGGAUGAAGGUCUCGAAGUUCAAGGAUCUCACUCUUACAUCGGCAAUGACGGUCAAACUUACUCCAUCAAAUACAUCGCCAACGAGAACGGUUACCAAGCCCAGGGUGCCCACCUCCCAACCCCCGUCCCAGUCCCAGAGUACAUCGUGAGGGCUCUCGACUACAUCGCAGCCCACCCCCCCAAGGUUGAAGGCUCCAUCAAAUACUAAAUUUAGAUUUUAAGGAUUUUUGUUAUACAUGCUAAACACUGCCAUUCUUGUUACCUCUAGUCCCCCCGUUUAAUGGAGCAAUAAAAGGUUUACAUUUA